Messenger RNA from Belonocnema kinseyi, 621 nucleotides. RefSeq lists its product as uncharacterized. The transcript has a single exon. The coding region runs from base 1 to 621 and encodes 206 amino acids. The record is from RefSeq and is a predicted model, not a curated record. Lineage: Eukaryota; Metazoa; Arthropoda; Insecta; Hymenoptera; Cynipidae.
AUGUUUGACAUUGGUCCUAUACAAAAGGAAUCAGCUAGUUCACUUCGCGCUUUAGUGGAUAAUCUUUCAAAGCAUUUACGAGCACUAAAAAAUUUAGAAGAACCCGUUGAUCAAUGGGACACUUUGAUUUUGCAUCUAAUUUCGUCAAAACUGGAUUCAUCCACAAAUCGCGAGUGGGAAUCAAAAGUUAUAUCUAACGGUUUAACAACUAUAGAAGAGCUCACCGAAUUUAUUUUAGAUAGAUGUCAAUUAUUAGAAACGGUGCAAGCAAACAAACCUUUAGGAAAUAGCAGCAAGCAAAAUAAAUGCCUUUCUCAAAUUAAUAAAAGGUCAGAUCGCAGUGGUUCUUACUUGGCAACUGAAGCGAAAACAGACAAAUGUAUAUUCUGUAACGAAGAACAUAAUAUUUAUGAAUGUCAACCUUUUCUGAAUUUAUCUGUUCCAUCAAGAUGGAACGAAAUCAAAAAGCAUAACAGGUGUUUAAAUUCUCUUGGCAUAGGUCAUUUAUAUAAAUUUUGUAGAUCACGUCGUUGUGAAGAAUGUAAUGAAAAACAAUUCAUUGUUACAUCGAAACGAUCUGAGCGGAAGAGCGGACGCAGAAAAACAAGAAUCAAUAUCUAA